Zychaea mexicana is the source of this 614-nucleotide messenger RNA. RefSeq lists its product as uncharacterized. The record is from RefSeq and is a predicted model, not a curated record. The coding region runs from base 162 to 578 and encodes 138 amino acids. NCBI's taxonomy places the organism in Eukaryota, Fungi, Mucoromycota, Mucoromycetes, Mucorales, Lichtheimiaceae. The transcript has a single exon.
GAAUCGCUCUCUUCGGGGGGUGCUCUUCGUUUUAUAUCUUAUCGACCAUGGUGAAAAAUCUCUGUGUUUGCUGACACAGAUGCAUACUUGCCAGUAUACUUUUAACUGAACAACAACAAAAAAAAUUUUUUGGUGGGGGCAUGGUGUGUGACUUUUUGUGAAUGAAAAAAACUUUUUUUUUCUCGGAAUUUGUUACUCAUUUUAUUUUACAGUUUUUUUUUUCACUUUUAGUUUUUCCUUUUGUCUUGUUUGAAGAAGGUCCUUUGCUUGUCAUAAAGAGGUGUGUAUUAUCUACAAUUUUUUUGUCUUGCUUUGGCGCGUACAGUUGGGUGCAGGUUCAGAUGAUGAUGAAAUCCCGUGUUCGCAGUUUUCUCUGUAAGAGGUUCAUUGGAACUUCGCUGUCGGAUCAACACUUCCUUGGAUGUCUGAUGAACUCGCUCAAGAGCCCAACUGUAUAUCUGAAUGUAUAUUUCUUUGGCUUUAGAAAACUGACUUUGGUUUCUAAUUUGCUUAUUCAGAUCUCUCUCUCUCUCUCUCUCUUUGUGGCAAGUUCCUUUAUUUCAACAAGAAAGCUCUGAAAAAGGUAUGUAGUAUUUCUCCCCACUGGAACCCAG